Dictyostelium purpureum is the source of this 528-nucleotide messenger RNA. RefSeq lists its product as uncharacterized. The transcript has a single exon. The record is from RefSeq and is a predicted model, not a curated record. NCBI's taxonomy places the organism in Eukaryota, Evosea, Eumycetozoa, Dictyosteliales, Dictyosteliaceae. The annotation marks the transcript as partial.
AUUCCAGAGGAUCUUCAAGUUCUUGUUUUCCUCGAUGGCUUUAAUGAAACUAUUAAAGAAGAUUUUAUUGGACCACGAGUUACAACUUUACAUUUCUUUGACAUACUCAAACCUUUAGAACCAAAAAAAUCAAUUCCUUCAACUGUCAAAAAUAUAUACUUUGAAAAUGGCUUUAAUCAACCUCUUAGUAGCGAUGUUGUUCCAGAUUCAGUCAAAGAGAUUCAUUUCUUUGAUAUCAAGUCUACUCUUACACAAGAAUCAUUUUCAAAAUCUAGUAAAUUAAACACAGUUUAUUUAGAAAAUGGGUUUGGCCAAGUAUUAGAGGAUGGAAUAUUACCACCAACAUCAACUAUUAGAAUAAAUAAUAUUUCUCAACCACUAUCAAAAGGAUCAAUUCCAGAUGGAACAGAGUACGUUGUUUUUGAAAAUGGUUAUAGCCACGAAAUAGUUGAAGGAGUUGUACCAUCUACAACAGUACAAUUAGUUUUUAAAGAUAUUAAAAAACCAUUAGUCCAAGGUUCCAUCCCA